This is a messenger RNA of Toxoplasma gondii ME49, 5721 nucleotides long. Its product is annotated as kelch repeat domain containing/Serine/threonine protein phosphatase protein. Gene Ontology annotation, biological process: brassinosteroid mediated signaling pathway. The record is from RefSeq and is a predicted model, not a curated record. Bases 2411 to 5206 code for a protein of 931 amino acids. Gene Ontology annotation, molecular function: protein binding; phosphoprotein phosphatase activity. The transcript is spliced from 18 exons. Lineage: Eukaryota; Apicomplexa; Conoidasida; Eucoccidiorida; Sarcocystidae.
CAGGCGCGCCGACCGGCGACCUGCUUUCUUGUCGCGCCCUGGAUUCCCGGGAAGGCCGGUUCGUCGGACGGUUCGCCUCGACAGAACCGAGGGGGGGAGGGGGUGGUAGUUGGAGCCUUGCGCAAAGUGCUCCCGGUCUCUUUCCUUUUGGCUGGAUGAGGACUCGUCUUUUCUCGCGCUGAGAACUGCAGAAAAUGAACGGCGUAGGAACCGUUUCCUCGCCCUCUUGGCAACUCACCUUCACACCCACCAGCCGCAGAUGCCCUCCCUUCUCCUCUUGUUUCCGUGACCGUUCUACCUGCAGUCUGCUUGUCUCCGAUCCUCCUUCACCCGGUGUCCACGUCCUCGGGAGCUCGCGCUCGCUGCACAAGGGGAAAGCGCGCUUCUUCGUUUUUUCGCACGACACCUCGACAAACCGUUCGGUGGCUCUGUCUUGACACAGAGCCUGUCUUCUCUUCUGCGAAAAUGUAGAACGCGCCUUGGAGAAAAAACUCACUUUCGCCGAAACAGACCUUCGUCGCGCCUUGUGCCGCGCCUUUCCACGUUUCUUUCCCCCUUUUUGACGGGAUACAGACCAAGCCGCCAACGCUCCUCGACUUGUCUGUUUUCUUCUUUGCCUGGACUAAACACCGAACGUCAAACACCAGCCAUUUAAGAAGUCGGCUUCAACAGUGUAAAUGCCGCCGUGCUAUGCCUCCUUCCCCGAAACUCUUGCACAACGCCGUCGCGCGCUGCUUCGAGGCGCCGCAGGAGGCUUCGCUUGUUUGCUCGUCCUGGCGUGGUUUAUGGAACGCCGCUUUCUUGCUCCAACAGCCCCUUUCUUCUGCGCGGAAUCUCUGUCGCUUCUCACCGCGAAACAUACACACAGAUCUCAACUUCCACUCCUUUUUUCCGUUCGCACGAGAGCGGAAGGGAAGCGAGAACGCAGGCCUUCGCGCCUGGAAAGCCGUCCUCUGCGUCUCUCCAGUUUGCUUUUACGGCCCAAAAGACCUGGUAUUUCUCCUUUUUCUCCCACAACGCCGCCGCUGCCACACCUAGGGCGUUUUUCCUCUCUCCCAAGGCUGCUUCCUCAACCGCAUCAACAUCGUGUCUUUUCCUCUCCGUUCCUUCUCGACUGGCCAGCUGACGGAGAGGCGGACCGCCAGAAUCGUGCCAGCGGGGUUUUGCUUCUUCAUGGAAACUUGGAUUUCUUCGGAAAAACAGACAGCGCGUCCUGCCGUCUUCUCAGAAAGUCCAUCCUACCUCUGCAGGAUUUCAGCUCUCUUUGAGUAGUCGAGUUGGGUGCUGGGUCUCUGUGUUCCUCAUCGUCUUCAUCUUUCCGUUUUCUCGUUUCCCGCCCGCUCCUGUCCCCUGUAAAACAGCCGGCCAGGUGCUCUUCCACCUGUCUCCUGUUGUUGACUUCUGUGUCUCCUUCCUCUUUCUCUCCUGUCUCCUCUCUUCUCUCCAACGCCCUUCGCACCUCUGCCCCCUGCUCCAGACCUCUUCAGUCCGUCUCUCUCCUCGCCUUGUAAACAAGUCUUUUCCUCUUCUCUUUCCCCCCGCGUCCGGCGUUCUGUCUCCGUCCUCGCGCAUUUUCCUUCUGUCCGCUUCUCUGAGUUUCCCGCGACAUAGCAAGAAAAGUAGAGACGGCUCGUCCUGUUUUCCCCUCGUGUGUCUUCUUCCCCAUUUGCGUCUCUGCUUUCCUGACGCCGCGCUUCUCCUGUACGCCAGCGACUUUCGACCUGCUCAAAAAGCAAAUGCGGUCGCGUUCUCCGGACACCGUCACCGUUCGGACCCUCUGCCUUCUGCGGUGUGCGUCCACUGGAGCCGUGGCAGUCAGGAGAGAAGGAAGCAGGUCGUCUUUUUCUCGCUUCCCCGCUGUCUCCACACCCGCCGACCUCUGCUCCUCUUCUUGUGCAUUUCGUGUUUUUUCGUUUCUCUCUUUUGGCGGAGAGGGGUGUGGCGGUUGAUUUCGUUUUCUGUUUCUUCCUGUCUUUCUCGCCUCCCCUCUCCUUUUUUUCCUGUCUCGCUCUUCGCUGUCCUCUCUUCUCCCCUUGGGCGUCUCUGUCGCUUCCGCCUUUGACUCCGCUAAUGGUUUUCUGUUUGUUUGUUCAACUCUGGUCUUCCUGAGACUUCGCGCUCGACUUUUUUCUCGUCUCUCGGGUAUUCUGUUCUCCUGUCUCCGAGCUUUCUUCUCUUCGUCUUUCCCUCUCUUCUCUUCUGCCGCCUGUUUCUCGCUGCGAGAUCGAACGCCCUGCGAAGGAAGGCGGUUUGCGGCCUCGCGUUCCUUUCUCGCCUCUGGCGCCUCUUCUGUUCCGCUUCCGCGCCUUUGGGCUUCUCUCUCGCCCUCUGUGGUCGUCCUGCGAGGCCUCGCUUCCCCCUUCUCUCCACUCCGCCGGCCGUCUCAAUCCGAGUGUCUGGAGUGUGCAGUAUGAACCAGCUGCAUGAGAAUGGUCUGCCCGGUCUACCUUCCGCGUCUGCCGCGCCGGUAGGCUCUUCCUCCGCUGGAAACCCAGCUGGAAAGUCCGAGUUUCUGGGAGUGCCGAAGUCGAUUCAACAGACCGGAGAUGUCCCACCGCCGCGGUUCGGCCACACUUGCACAUGUGUGGGGAACCACAAAGUCGUCGUCUUCGGAGGCGCCGUCGGCUCUGCGGGAGGAUACUCCAUCACAAACGAAAGCUACUUGUUCGACAUCACUGGAUGCAGAUGGCAUCACUUAUUCGCUGAAAAUCCACCUCCGCCUCGAGCUGCACAUGCGGCGUGCUGCGUAGAUACACUCCAGCUGGUCGUCUUCGGCGGCGCCACCGGCGGAGGGAGCUUGAGCGCGGAAGAGCUGUAUCUGCUGGAUCUCCGAAAGGAUCCAGAGCUGCAGUGGAUGCCAGUGCCGCUUCAAGGCAUCACGCCGGGGCGGCGGUACGGACACUCGAUGGUCUACAACAAACCAAACAUCAUCGUCUUCGGCGGCAACGAUGGAGAAAGACCGCUCGCGGAUGUCUGGUUCAUGGAUGUCGAGAAAUCUCCUUUUCGCUGGGAGGAAGUGGUUUUCGAGGCUCAGGCACGACGCCCCCCUCCCAGAGUUUACCACGCAACUGAGGUGUGUCGAGAAGGACCUGCGAGUGGAAUGAUGGUCGUAUUUGGCGGCCGCAGUACGAGCAGCAGAAGUUUAAACGACACCUGGGGUCUGCGCCAGCAUCGCGAUGGUCGAUGGGAUUGGAUUGCUGCGCCAUCGAAGAAACAGCAAGCGCCAGAGCCGCGGUUUCAACACUCGAUGGUCUUCAUCGGAUCUAAGAUGCUCGUCGUCGGCGGGAGAACAGACAAUGACAGCACAAAGCCGCUGUCGACGGCUGUCUACGACACAGAAACUGUCGAGUGGAGAUUCAUCGCGUCCGUUGGCAGGUUCCGGCACAGUUCCUGGACGCUGCGCUCGAGCAUCUACACGUUCGGCGGCUUCUCACACAUCACGCAGCAACACCCGACGGCAGACUUGACUCUCCUUGACUGCUGCUUGAUCCCGAAUUUUUACAAUGAACGCGAAAGGGAAGAUCUUAGACGCAAACAGGCUCUGCAGCAAGAGCAGCAGAUGGCCGUCGCCAGCGCAGUGUCCGCGAUUCAAGCUCCGCCAGCGCCUGCUGCUCCUCCUGCUGCUCCUGCCUCUGCUUCUUCUCCUCCUUCCUCUGCUCUUCCUGCGCCUUCUUCUGCAGCUCUUCUUGCUGUGCGCGGCCUACCAGGGCAAAAUGGGAGAGACGAAAAGCCAAGGACUUCUCUGCCUCAGACCCAGGGGGCGUCGCCGCCGACACAGCAGGGACAAAUGCCUGCGCAGCAGUCCUCGCAGGGUGGGUCGGCGCCUCUGAGGCCUUCCUGGACUUUUGCUCAGAGGAGUCAGACCAGACAACUCGCAGACAUAAAACUCGCUUCUCACGUCUCGGUCGUUCAUGAGACUGGCGAAGAUUUCUCCUCUCUCGUUCGUCGGAUUUCGAUCGACCGUCUCGAGGAAGAGGGGAAGAAAAUAAACAAAGAAGCUUCUCUGCAGGAGCCUCUUCCUACCGCCUCGGAGUCGAAGCGCGACAUGUUUGCAGACAGAAUUCUCAAGCUUCUUCUCCGACCUCUGAUCACUCAGCAAGAAGUCUACGCCACUUUCAACACAGACGCUCCCUUCGCGAUCUCCUGGAACGAUGUAACAUAUCUGUGCGAUGUAGUGCUGGACAUCGUGAAGAACGACGACAUGGUCUUGCAUCUCCGCGCUCCAAUCAAAGUCUACGGGGAUAUUCACGGCCAGUACUACGACUUGAUGCGACUGUUCCACUUGUACAAAAUGCCUGUCGAAGAAGAAAGAAGCGACGAAUUCGCUGGAACCUCUGGCGGACAACAUGGCGCUGCGACGACGAGCGCCGUCGGAGACAUCGACACAAACGACUACCUGUUUCUUGGAGACUACGUCGACCGAGGCCUCAACAGCCUGGAAACCAUCUGUCUCCUCUUCGCCCUCAAAGUAAAGUAUCCACGUCAGAUUCACCUGCUGCGCGGGAAUCACGAAGAUCCGGCGAUCAAUUCUUUGUACGGAUUUCAAGACGAGUGCAAACGGCGUUUGCGCGAAGACCCUUUCGAUCCGAGUAGCUGCUGGAGGAAGUUCAACUUGGUUUUCGAGUACUUGCCCGUCGCGGCCAUCAUCGACGAUUCAAUUCUCUGCAUUCACGGCGGAAUUGGCGGAAGCAUUUCUUCGGUCGAGGAGCUGGCGGCUUUUCAGCGGCCUCUCAAAGUCGCGCAGGUCCCGCAAAAUGUCUACGAACAGAGAGUCACCGAUCUGCUCUGGUCAGAUCCGACAGACAACGACAGCAUGCUGGGUGUCGUGCGAAACGACAUCCGCGACCCUGACGGUUCCGGGAGAAUUUACAAAUUCGGUCCCGACCGAGUGCAUCGAUUUCUCGCGGAAAACGACCUUCAACUCAUCAUCAGAGCACAUGAGUGCGUGAUGGACGGCUUUGAGCGAUUUGCGGGAGGCAAGCUGAUUACUCUUUUCUCUGCGACGAACUAUUGCAACCACCAUCAGAACGCGGGGGCGCUUCUCUUCAUUCGGCGAGACAUGACGAUCAUCCCCAAGUUGAUUUAUCCUGCAAAUGCGCCUUCCCAGUACAACUCCUGGGAUUCGCGCAUGGCGGAACUUCGUCCUCCGACGCCGCCUCGCGCUGCACCGCGCAUGCGAGAGACAGACUUUGGUGCGGGGGGGUGAUUUCUCCGACUCUAUCUCCUGCAUUUUCUCUUUCUUGUUUCUCUUUCGCGUCCCUCUCGGCUCGAAGGAGAGAAAAGUUUGCUGGAAUGCGGAACGCAUCUUGCGUUCGAUCGCAAUCUUCCUUCUUCACGGUUGUCUCUUUUUCCACUGAACCCGCAUCCGCGCAUUUACUAUACGUGUCUAUAUUUCUGUAUAUGUUCCGCAUAUGUCUGUCUGUCACUCUAUAUACAAGAUAUAGAUGCAUAUAGAUAUAUCUGGAUACAUUUGGAUAUAUAUGGGCAUAUAUAUAUAUAUACAUAUAUGUAUAUGUACAUCUUUCUGUGUGGGAUCUGUUAGCGCAUGCGUGAGGGGAGGCCUCGAUGAAAGUUGGCUGCUUUCGCAGAAACUGCUCUUUGUGAAUUUCGUUGAAUUAGGGACAUCGAAGAGCGGUUCGUCUCUCGCAUGUGUGCGCCACUCUGCGUUGAGAAAACGCAGGCGCCGGCUUCUUCCAAAGCGAAGACAGAGGCAGUGCGUUG